AUGGCGCGACUCACUCACUGGAAGCAGCCAGCCUCCAGCCCGGAGGAGCCCGACACCACUCUGGACAUGACUUUCCAGAUCCCAGAAGCCGGUCAUGCGACACAGCUACUGAACAUGGGAGACGACGACUUUCUCGAUGGGACAGACGACACCUUUGGCUCUCCCCAGCGCAGUCCUCAGCAACAUGCUUUGGCGCAACCUCCACUCACGCUUGAAGAACUCACGCCGCGAAAGAAAUUGAAGAGCAACCUAAGAGACGUACUGUCUACCAAAAUUUACGCAGAAUCAACACCCUUUCUGAAGCGAGACAAGUUCUCGCCUGUUCGCCGCACGCGUGCAGGUCAAGAUGAGGAAAACGUGCAACCACAUGAUAUGAUCCACGAAGCCGCAGAGGCAGCCCCAGCUGGUUCAUCGUCCCGGUCGACGUCGCCCAAACGAAUACCGUGCGCUCCCGCACGCCCGCAGUCUCAGAGACUGACUUCGGACGACGAUCUCGCCAGCUCGAGUCCUCAGGGGAAUGAAACCAUGGUGAAAUCGAUACCCCCGAGCGUUCCAGCUCCGGCCACAGGAUCUACCGAGACCUUGGAUGAAGCGCUCAGGCCAAUGAUCACCGCUGCCUCCAAAACCGUUCAUUCUGAGACGAAAUCUGAAACUCUCUCGAUGCCUUCCGUGCCUCGUGCCCAUCCGAAACCGUCUCGUUCACGGCAACAUACCAGAAACCCUUCGACCUUGAGCAACGAAGCAGUGAAGACGCUGAAAGCUGCUGCAACUCAUACUGCGCGCCCAAAGAAGACAACGACCAUUCCUGCUACGGACACACAGCGAGCCCCCGUGCAAGGACGGCCAAAGACCGCACGGCCUGUCGGAUCAACCGACGACACUGCCAAACCCGCUGAGACAGAGAUGCAGUGCUCAGAGCCUGAUAUGUCCCCAGACUCUGCUGCAAGCGUACACCCACAUGGGAGUGCCACUGUGAUUACCAACGUCUCCGAGUCGUACGAUGGCCUUUCAUACUCUCGACCGUCGACACCUCAAGGUCGCCGGGCGUCCAGUCCUUUGACGGUAUCCAAACUCUCCCCGUCGAAACGAACACCGGAUGCCGUACUCGCCCCGCUCUCGUCAGCGCCAAUGCAGAGCGCCGAACGCGCUCCGUCGUCUUCGAUCGCAACUACCCUCCAUCCGGUGAAGCCUGUGCCCUCGGCGCAGACUAAGUCCGGGCAACUGUCUAGGCAGCCACUUGCGUGGGCGCUGAGCGAUGCGCCUCGCAAUGACUUGCCAUCAGCCGCCCCUGCGCCGACAGCGGGUUCAUCGAGGGCAAAGGCGAAGCCAGUUAUGAAGGUGCUCGCUGGGAAGCCCCAGGUCAAGAAGCAGCCAGCGCGCCGUCGUUCCUCCGUGCAGCGGAAUUAUUGCGUGCCAUCGGUGGCCACGAAGCAAAAGUCCGUGCCUCGACCUGGUGCUUUGACUGCGAAGCGUCGCGCGGGAUUGCAAGACCAAGAACAGGCAGGUGCUGCCGCUCGCCGCCGAGACGCUGGGUUUGCGUCGUCUGGGGAAGGCAAGAAACCGAUGCAACGCCUCACAAAGCCAGUUGAGUUCCACUUCAAGGUGGAGUCGCGCCUGUCUGCGCGUAAGGCAUCCGAUACUCAAGAUGCGCCUGGAACUGUUGCUUUGCGCGACCCGUCGAUACCGGACUUUGCGGCGCGCCAUGCAAUCGAGGCGGAGCGUACUCAAGCCCGUAAGGGGCGCAUCGCCCCGACUAUCCCUCAAUCGCCUGGCUUCACGGUGAAUGCCCGCCUUCGCGAACGUGAAAAGUUUGAGGAAGGUCGUCGCGCUCGCGAGGCGGAGAUAGAGCAACAACGGGAGCUAGAAAGGCAGCGCGAGCGUGAGGCCGAGGAAGCUGAGUUGCGUAGACUACGCAAGCUCGCCGUUCCGAAGGCCAAUGCAGUUCCCGAAUGGUACGCACAUGCACCCAAGAAGAGUAGUCGCUCUGCCUCGUCCAGCACUUCAGGGGCUGCAUGA
Peniophora sp. CBMAI 1063 is the source of this 2016-nucleotide messenger RNA. Lineage: Eukaryota; Fungi; Basidiomycota; Agaricomycetes; Russulales; Peniophoraceae. The record is from the annotation of a GenBank genome assembly.